AUGCUGGACGGCUACUUUGAAUUCUUCAUGCCGCCCGCUGCCGCCCGCUCCGUGCUUGGUUUACGGUCUGAACUUGACGCGCUUAUUCUACGCAAGGGUGAGAUGAGGGGAGGUAAUGAAGGGCGGGUUUGGGCGGUAGUGGCCUUCAGCCAAAGCUCACUAGUGUGUAAUCUUUCUCCUCUCUUCUCCUUCCUUCGGAACAACCCAACGCAGCUGGAGAACCCUCGUCUUUCUUUGACACUAGAAGACCAGGCCAUUCUAGGAGCCGUGUCUGACCUGCUGCAGUGCGAGCAGUCACACGGCACCUUCACCAUCGGCCUCCAGCCAAAGCUCGCCCCUCCCAAGCCAGCCAAACCCGUGCGGACAAAAGCAGUGGAUAUGAAACUGGAGGUGGGAAAGGACUUCAAGUCCUACGUUCACAACAACUGCAAGGUUCAUUUUCUGGGCAAACCUCGGUAUUACACAGAGCAGAUCGGGACGAAAAAGGAGAAGGUGUAUCAGUGCACGUUGCGGCUUGGCGGGGCGGCAGCAGGGAUUGAUUUUGUAGGCGAGCCGGCUGCUACGAAGAAAGUUGCCGAGUGGAAUGCUGCUGUGGAGGCGUGGCAGUGGAUUUUGGAGUAUAAGAAGGUGGAGAGGAAGGAGGAGGAGAAGAAGGAGGAGGUGAAGAAGGCUGGGAGGAGGGAGAGGAAGGAGAGGAGGAAGGCGAAUCAUAAGAUGGAGGAGAGGUGGGAGUUUUGGAGGAAGAAGUAUGAAGAGGAGGAGGCAGCUGCUAGGGCUGCGAAACGAAAGGAAAAGGGAGGAGGGAGUGGGGGGAAUGUAGGGGUGGAGGAAGGAGAGGUGGUGGGUGAAAGGGCGGUGGUGGAAGGAGGGAGGGGGGUGGACGAGAAGGGAGGUGGGUCAAAGGGGCGUAGGAAGGGAGGAAGCAUGUCGAAAAGGGAGCAGAAGGAGGGGAGAGGUGAGGGGAAGGGGAAGCACGAGCUUCUUCCAUUGAGUCAAGCAACCAAGGGCGCGGCGAACGUGGCGUCGAAACGGAGAGGGAAGGAGAGAGCAGGAGGAGCAGAGGAGGAGAUUGAUGCAGCAGGGGUAGCAGGAGGGAGAGUUGUUGAUGGGGAUGGUGCAAAGGAGUGGGCUGAUAUGGCCAGUGGAGGGGAUGAGGAGGAGGUGCGAGGGAAAAGUAAGAGGAGGGGCAAAGGUAAGGGAAAGGGAACUUUAGAGGUGGUGCUUCCUAGUGAGGAUGAUGUUUCUGAGAAGUCUCGACCCACCAAGGGCAAGAGUAAGGGGAAGAGCACAGUAGAGGUGGUGCUUAGUGAAGACGAUGUGCUCGACAUUUCUCAGCAAAUGUGGAAGGGCAGCGGUAAAGGAAAGAGCAGAGUUGAGGUUGUGCUCUCUAGUGAUGCAGACGGGUCUGAGAAGCCGCAACAGAAGAGGAAGGGCCGGGGAAAGGGAAAGAGCACUGUUGAGGUGGUGCUUCCUAGUGAUGCAGAUAGAUGA
This is a messenger RNA of Closterium sp. Yama58-4, 1491 nucleotides long. Lineage: Eukaryota; Viridiplantae; Streptophyta; Zygnematophyceae; Desmidiales; Closteriaceae. The record is from the annotation of a GenBank genome assembly.